This is a messenger RNA of Monomorium pharaonis (pharaoh ant), 2798 nucleotides long. RefSeq names its product vacuolar protein sorting-associated protein 53 homolog (gene Vps53). The transcript has 13 exons. Gene Ontology annotation, biological process: retrograde transport, endosome to Golgi. Gene Ontology annotation, cellular component: GARP complex. The coding region runs from base 33 to 2651 and encodes 872 amino acids. The record is from RefSeq and is a predicted model, not a curated record. NCBI's taxonomy places the organism in Eukaryota, Metazoa, Arthropoda, Insecta, Hymenoptera, Formicidae.
AGCCGCGCCUUCCGCUCCUGCGUCGUCGACUCAUGUCACCUGCCAGUCUGCCACAUCCACCUUGUUGUCGCGUGCACGGCGCCACGCGGGGUGUAGUUGAUGCUCGCGUGAAUGAGUACGCCCGUGUCCACUCGUAUAGCGUGACGAUGGAUAAUCACGAUGAGGAUGAGCUCGAAGAGCUUCAUUCUACGGUCUACACAUUCCCGCCGAACGUGCAGAACGUGAUCGAGCAGGUCUUGACUAUCACUGAUCCGUUGGACCAGCCCAAUUUCAAUGUGGUGGACUACAUCAAUAAUUUAUUUCCCACAGAGCAGUCCCUGUCAAACAUAGAUGAAGUAGUGAAUAAUAUAGAAAAUAAAAUACACACUAUUGACAGGGAAAUACGGUCAGUUGUGCGUGGCCAAACAAACGUGGGUCAGGAUGGUAGAGCAGCAUUGGAAGAUGCGCAAAAAGUUAUAAGACAAUUGUUUGUUCAUAUAAAAGAUAUAAAGGAUAAAGCAGAGCAAUCUGAGGAAGUAGUCAAAGAAAUUACAAGGGAUAUUAAACAGUUGGAUUUUGCCAAGAAAAAUCUUACUGCCUCGAUAACGGCGCUGAACCACUUGCAUAUGCUGGUAGAAGGAGUAGAUAAUCUAAAAGUAUUAACACAAAGGAAACAAUACGGAGAAAUUAUUUUACCUUUACAAGGAGUGAUGCAAGUGAUGCAACAUUUUAAUAGCUAUAUGGACAUACCGCAAGUGAAACAAUUAUCUGACCAAGUUCGUCAGAUUCAGGACGAGUUGGCCCAGCAGAUAACAGCAGAUUUCAAACAGGCUUUUUCAGGUCAGAAUCCAAAACAUUUCAAUCAAUUAACAGAAGGAUGUUUAGUAUUAUCAGAAUUGCAUCCUAAGGUGAAGAAAGAUCUACUCGUCUGGUUUGUAAAUAUCCAGUUACAAGAAUACGCACAUUUGUUUGAUGAGAAUCAGGAUUUUGCCUGGUUGGAUAAGAUAGAUCGAAGAUACACAUGGAUUAAAAAACAUUUGCUCGAUUUUGAAACAAAGUUUGGUGCAAUCUUUCCCCAAGAUUGGGAAAUUUCUGAACGAAUAGCCGUACAAUUUUGCCAUGUCACGCGUGAAGAUCUUACUAAAUUAAUGAACAAGAGACGUAACGAGAUAGAUGUUAAAUUAUUGCUAUACGCGAUUCAGAGAACCAGUAAUUUCGAGACGCUGCUGGCGAAGCGUUUUAUCGGCAGUACUUUAGAGACUACCGAUACUAAGAACGCAGUCAGUAAUGAAGUCGUGGAGAAAGUUCCAGGAAAUCCUUUUGAGGAAGAAGAUGAGAAGAUUGAAAAUGAAAAGCCACGGCCAUCUCCGUUCGAAAAGCUAAUAGGACGAUGUUUUGAACCAUAUUUAAAUAUUUAUAUAGAAAGUGUGGAUCGCAAUUUAGCAGAUCUGAUGGACAAGUUCGUGACCGAUUCUAAAACACAGCCGCCAGGGGCUAAGGAAUUCGAUGGCAUCGAAGGUCCAAGUAGUGUCUUGAGCUCGUGCGCUGAUCUGUUUGUAUUUUAUAAGAAAUGCAUGCUGCAGUGUACGCAACUCAGCACCGGCUUAAUCAUGCUGAGCCUCGCUGAGACUUUUCAAAAGUACCUACGAGAAUACGCAAUUAAGAUCUUACAGAAUAAUUUACCCAAAAUUGGAGGUAGUGCAGGAAUCGGCACCAGCAUGAGCAAUAUCACGCGUGAUUUGCGAGAUCUAUCAACAUCAGGCUUUAUACAAAAUUUUCAAAGUUUUCUGAAAGAGGGAGAAACUGCUAGAUUUAGCAAAGAGGAACAAUCUCGUAUAUGCUGUAUUUUGACAACGGCAGAAUAUUGUUUAGAAACAACACAGCAAUUAGGAGAAAAACUUCGUGAAAAGACAGAUGCGUGCUAUGCGGAUAAGAUAAACUUGUCUCAAGAACAGGAUAUCUUCCAUAAUGUGAUUUCCAAUUGCAUCCAGUUGCUAGUUCAAGAUCUUGAAGCAGCAUGUGAAUCUGCAUUAACCGCAAUGACUAAGGUACAAUGGAGUUCCGUGGAAGUCGUAGGCGAUCAGAGUAAUUAUGUUAAUACGAUAAUAGCACAUCUUCGACAAACAAUACCAACUAUACGAGACAGAUUAUCUUCUUGUAGAAAAUACUUCACACAGCUUUGUGCCAAGUUUGCUAGUUCUUUCAUAGCAAAAUUAGUGCAACAAUUAUUUAAAUGCAAGCCAUUAAAUGCUGUUGGCGCGGAACAACUGUUGUUAGAUGUUCACAUGUUGAAAACAGCCUUAUUAGAUCUUCCAUCAACGGGUUAUCAAAUACAGAGAAAAGCUCCAAUCCCAUAUACUAAAGUUGUGGUCAAAGGUAUGGCAAAUGCUGAAAUGAUAUUAAAGAUUGUAAUGUCUCCAAUUGAAUCUCCUAGCGACUUUGUAAAACAGUGCAAUAUACGCUUACCUGAUUUGCAGUCUCAAGAAUUUCAAAAGAUAUUAGAUAUGAAGGGAUUGAAAAAGACGGACCAAGUUCUAUUGCUUGAGCAAUUUAAACAAUCUGAAAACACAAAUGCUACAAACAUUACGAAAAAUCAUGUGGUACAUAAUAGUCCGGAACAUGAAGCUGGAAGAAUCAAGAAGCUAGAGAAGCUCAUCAAGAAGCGAAUUUGAGGAUAUUAGAUAUAAUAUUCAUUGUAUAUAUUUAAUUUAUAGGAAUUCUCUUAUUUUAAGAUAAAAAAAGAUUCUUUAUACAAGAUGUGGAAGAGGAGAAAUACAUGAACAAGGAAUAUUCUAUCAAAUAAAUAGAUAUUAGAUGUA